AUGUUAUCACCGCUAGUAGAUCUUCCAUCACGACUGGAAAGAGCCCGUGUUGAACACUCGGAAGAAAUCGCUGUGGGAGCGACCGGAUUCCAACCUGCUAUGCACGAAGUUUUACAGAAGCCGUCUUUAUUAGAGCCGUCCAACUUGCCCAAAGACUCUAUCUUUACUUACUUCCAGGAGGAAACUGAGAAGAAAGAUGGUGCGAGCUGUGUGUUCUUGCUGUGGGGUUCUGAACACUCUGAAAGCUUCAAAACCUGGGCUGUAGACGUUCUAAUUACCGACGUUGAAGAUGAGUAUGACAUCUUUAAGUCAUUAAAGAAGAAACUUAAGCCCGUUACUUUCUGGUUGAUCUGCCGUCCUUCAAAAAGGUUCUUAGCCUUCGUUGAACCUUUAGACCUAGACAGCUUGCACAAGAGCUACUCUGAGCAACAGGGAGAAGCAAUGAAAGCUAUCGAAUUGAUAAUAGACUUCGAUUCGACCGCUUUUCCGCAUGACUGCUAUCGCGACAGCUCUGGGGAAUACCACCAUUCCAACAGUGAUUGCCUAACUAACUCUUCAAAGCUCUCUGGUGUUUUAACCUUCAACGAUUUCCGACCGCAGAACAGAUACCUAGAAUUAGGUGGCUUGUACGUUGAGACUGCAUGGUGUCCUAGAAAAUGCCUCUAUGCAUUUCUAGGUAUCCUCUUUUCUGUAUUAACCGGAGGAAAACUUUUCUGGGGCAGCUGGGAGGUAAUCUUCGGCGCUGGAAGCUUCAUCGUCGCUUUGCCGAUGUUGGUAUUGACGGUACUUAGUUGCUAUGAUGUCUGA
Molecule: messenger RNA, 807 nt
Organism: Bipolaris victoriae FI3
Lineage: Eukaryota; Fungi; Ascomycota; Dothideomycetes; Pleosporales; Pleosporaceae
Exons: 5
Coding region: 1-807 (268 amino acids)
Source: RefSeq, a predicted model, not a curated record